This is a messenger RNA of Apus apus (common swift), 1312 nucleotides long. It is a transcript of the gene C17H17orf58, whose product is annotated as chromosome 17 C17orf58 homolog. Bases 496 to 852 code for a protein of 118 amino acids. NCBI's taxonomy places the organism in Eukaryota, Metazoa, Chordata, Aves, Apodiformes, Apodidae. The transcript has 4 exons. The record is from RefSeq and is a predicted model, not a curated record.
UCUCUGGAAAACAGCACAGGGCUGAGGAAACACCUCACCCUGUCCCGGGAGAGCCCAGCUGAGGGAUCUUCUCCUGCCUCCUUGGACUUCAACCAGGCCAGCAGAAAGCAGGUGGAUCGGCGGCUGGCCGAGGCUGCCAACAGCGUGUCUGCUCCUCUCCACCACCCAGCAGCUUCCUACCUCCAGGUGACAUCCUUGGUGGAAGAUCAUCCUUUUCCGGCCUCUGGAGCAGUGGAGUCUGAAGAUCCUAACACACUGGAUCACUUCAACCGACCUGGGAAGAUAAUCCCUGCUAAAGGUACUGAUCCCUUCCAAAAGAUCGCCAAGCCCUCCUGGGUCACCAACCGCCAGUCAUCCAGCCUGCUCUACCACCUCAGCACGCUGAAGAAAGAUGGUGAUGAGGAGAAGGCAUGUCUGGCCGAGUGCAGGAAAGAGAGGGAUGAAGCAGAGGCCUUUUGCGCCAGCGAGUUUGCAGUGAACGGCAUUGUCCAUGCCAUGGAGAGCCUCGGGAGCAGGGUCCACCUGCUGACGCUGCUGGUGAACAGCGAGGGGCUGUACAAGAUGAGCCGCCUGUACGUCACUCCCGACGGCUUCUUCUUCCGAGUUCACAUCCUCGUUGUGGAUACUUUGAACUGCAGGAAACCGUGUCCAGACUUCAAACUUGGCAACAGAUACAUCGUGAUGGGUCAGAUCUACCACAAGAGACGACAGAUCCCUGCGGAGCUGCUGCCGCUGCUGCGCGGGCGCCUGAGGCCGGGGGACGGUUUGCUUGGGAGCAGCAGCAGCUACGUGAGGAGAUUUAACAGGAGGAGGAACCACAAGGUGCAGGGGGCUCACACCACAUGCAGAUAAGGCUCCAGUAACCUCCACCUACCAGAAUAAACCUGGCCCCGAGGUUUAGUAACGGUGGGGGGCAGUUCUUGGCUCUGGAACUGGCUGUGAUAGGACUCUUGCUUUUGGGCUUUAGCAAAUACUGUGUUCUGACCAGGUGCCCGUAUAUUGUGAAAUUUAGCACAAAAGUCAGUCUAAGGAAUCAAUUUGCUCCAGCUUUUUUCAGAGCCACAUGUUAUCGCAGAACCAUGAAAUGCCAGGUUGGAAGGGACCUCAAGGAUCAUCUGGUCAAACCUUUCUAGGUACUACUGUAGUUUAUGAGGUGUGUCAACCCCCUGUCAAGCUGAGACUUAAAACUGUCCAUUGUGGGGGAAUCUACCAAUUCCCUUGGGAGACUAUUCCAGUGUUUUAUUGUCUUCAUAGUGAAAAAUUUACCUCUUGUGUCCAAUCAGAAUCUCCCCAGGAACAACUUGUGCCCAUU